CUCCGAUCGCGUCGGGCCGGUCUCGUCGCAGAUGGAAGCACAGGAAGACUUCCCAAAGAGUAAAGACAUGCAUCUCCGAACGGGACUCGGAGUACCCCGACCUAUUGGACGGUCACAUAGCCUCGGCUCUUCAACCCCGAAUACGACGCACGUACGUAUAUAUCCCUCUCGGAUGUCCGACAGAAAGCUGUUACGCACUCCUGCUCCGGAUACAGGCUUCGUGACCACAUGAGGAAAGCUCCUCUGGACGUACGCCGACCAAAUGUCCCACGAUGGUUAUAAAAGGCCGGCUCUUAGCCCCCCCUCCUUUGUUCAACUGUACUGUGCACCUUGCUCGCUUCAACCUCGUACGCCAAAUCUCAACCACAAACGACAUCAACACAUUAUUUCAACCACCACCACCAUACAAUGACGGUCCUCUCAACCCCACCCCGCGUCCUAAUCAUCGGCGGCGGGUUGGGCGGUCUAGCCCUCGCCAACGGGCUCGCGCGGCAGAACAUUGGAUUCAAGCUGUUUGAACGUGAUGCGACGCCGACAGAUCGACUGCAGGGGUUUCGGAUUGUGUUGAGGAAUGAUCCGAAGAAGGGUCCUAUGAGUGUUGAUGCUUUGAGGGAGUUGCUCACCAGGGAGGGGUUUGAAAAGAUCUAUGAGAUGAGCGGAGAAGGCGGCGCUGCCUCAACCACCAUGAACGCCCAGCUAACCAUCCAACACAAGAUGGUCCUGCCCGGCGGCGGCGGCAUCUCCAUCGGGCGUAUGGCACUCCGCGACAUCCUCCUCGAAGGCCUCCCAUCGCAGGCCGUCUACUUUGGGAAGAAAUUCACAUCGUAUUCGCGUAACGGCGAAAACGGGACCAUCGUCGCGCACUUCUCGGACGGUUCGCAGGAGGAAGGCACGCUGCUCGUCGCUGCGGACGGGGGCAACUCGCGGAUCCGGCGGCAGUUCUUCUCCGAGCUCGCGAGACCUGACCCCAGGAUCAUCACGCAUGUCUCCGGAGUGGUGGCCAAGAUCCCGGUCACGCCCGGCUCCGUCGCCGAACAGCUCAUCGGCGAAACCCAUCUCGACGAGGGGAUGAUACUAGCCUCCGCGCCCGGGCGGUCGUUCUACGCCGCGCGCCUCAUCUUGCCUGCCGCGACCGAACGACUGGAGGAAGAUUUCGCGUGGAGUAGGCACCGGUCGUACAUUUACUGGGUGCUCAACACCUCCGCGCAGGACGUCGCGGGUUACCUUGCGUCGGUGGACACACCCACGCCGUACGACCUCACAGGCGCGCAACUCCUCACGCAUGCGACGCGAUUGCUGAAAGACGGCGGGUUUCAUGAGAGUAUCCUGAAGAUGGUGGAGCAAUCGCACCCGGAUACGGCGGUGUGGCUCGAUUUUAAUUCGGGGGAGAGGUGUGAGUGGGCUAGUGAUUCGCAGGUCACUUUUGUUGGGGAUAGCAUACAUGGGAUGACGCCGUAUCUUGGGGCUGGGGCGUUGGUUGCGAUCGGGGAUGGGUGGGAGUUAGCGAAGGCGCUUGGGGAGGCUGGGAGGGGGGAGAAAAGCUUGAGGGAGGCGGUGGAGGGGUAUGAGGGGGAGAUGAGAAACAGGGCGUAUCCGAUAAUGGAGGGGGCUUUGAAGAGGAUGAGGGGGUUGACGGCGAAGCCCGAGGGAGCGUGAAGUGGGAAGAUUCAGGUUCGCUCUCGACCACAGUCAUCUACGAGAUGAGGUUCUGUGGUCCCGUCUUCCCUAUGUACAUGUAUCUCAAAAACACGCGAAUAUACAUGAUCGAUAAGGAUACCCGCAUUCGCUGCAUUCCCUGUGAAGGCUUUGUCGGCUUUGCGGUUGGCCAACAAGGCCAAACGAGAGGAUCACUGGGUGGAUAACAUGUUGCGUUGAAGUUCGGUAGACUGCAUGUGCAGUUCUCAGGAUGUGGAGAACCCCGCCGAGACGCGGUCGCGAUGUCCGAACGCGGCAUGUCCGAAAGGUG
Fimicolochytrium jonesii is the source of this 1966-nucleotide messenger RNA. RefSeq lists its product as uncharacterized. Bases 409 to 1656 code for a protein of 415 amino acids. NCBI's taxonomy places the organism in Eukaryota, Fungi, Chytridiomycota, Chytridiomycetes, Spizellomycetales, Powellomycetaceae. The transcript is spliced from 2 exons. Gene Ontology annotation, molecular function: FAD binding. The record is from RefSeq and is a predicted model, not a curated record.